CGAUUGCGCUUCGCGACCGGUGGAUCCUAGUGCAGAAGGGUUGAAUUGGUUCCUCCAAUCGACGUCCUGGGCCAUCGACUACCAGCGCCAAGCCCCAGUGUCAAUUCCGCCAGCCGCGGCUUUUACCAAUUUCGUCCGUGGUUUGCAAUCGUGGCUCGUCCGCUUCCUUCACAAGGGGUACAAUCCCUUCAUCCAUCAGCACCUUUACUCCGAGACGACUAUGCCACAGUGUAUCCAGGACGCAUACGCAGCCAUUGCUAUAGCGCAGACAAUCACCCCAGAUAACGAGCACGUCGUUGACGCGGUGUCGUCUAAUUACAUCAUGACGCUCUUAGCCGCCAACUCCGCAGAGGAAGCAUCGUUUCUCCCGCUCCUCUCGACGAGGGAACACCUAGCACGCACACAGGCUCUUUUGAUCCACUUGCUCUUGUGUCUCUUCUCACCUUCGAUACCUCGGAGGAGCAAAGCGGAGAACUUGAUAGAUACCCUGCGUCUCUGGGCUCGUCAACUAUGGGGGUCCGCAGCACUAGAUGCAACGACAUCGCCCAUGAUGUCGAGGUCAUGUAUGAGUCAGUCCGUGGAAACGGACGUGGUUACGAGUCUGUAUCAAGCCUUUAUUCUCUCAGAGUCCAUCCGUCGUACGUUUCUACUCACGAGUAUGGCUACCGGUGUAUAUACAAGCCUAAAGGAGACUUGGACCCACGACUGUGCCGGUGACGUCUGCAUUACUCUACGCGGGGAGCUCUGGGAGGCUUCAUCGCCUGCCCGCUGGGAAGCCGCCGCGCGCAAAGAGGAUCCCUUGUUUCUUCACAGCUUGAAAGGGCAGUCUCUGGUGGCACGAGGGGUUCGGGCUGCCGAGGUAGAUGAGUUUGCGCGGCUGAUGUUUACUCUUCUAUGGGGAUUGGAAAAAGUAGAUCAUUGGGUUGUGAGCACUGGAGAUUGUGUUUCUGUAGACUAUGGAACCUGUGUUUGAGCUUUAAGAAAGUACGAAUAGUAUUUCACGAGA
This is a messenger RNA of Colletotrichum godetiae, 1006 nucleotides long. RefSeq lists its product as uncharacterized. NCBI's taxonomy places the organism in Eukaryota, Fungi, Ascomycota, Sordariomycetes, Glomerellales, Glomerellaceae. The coding region runs from base 221 to 973 and encodes 250 amino acids. The record is from RefSeq and is a predicted model, not a curated record. The transcript has a single exon.